Molecule: messenger RNA, 2708 nt
Organism: Drosophila suzukii
Lineage: Eukaryota; Metazoa; Arthropoda; Insecta; Diptera; Drosophilidae
Gene: meng
Product: serine/threonine-protein kinase meng-po
Biological process (GO): peptidyl-serine phosphorylation; peptidyl-threonine phosphorylation
Molecular function (GO): ATP binding; protein serine/threonine kinase activity
Source: RefSeq, a predicted model, not a curated record
CAUAACGGAAAACUCCUGACGUGUGGACGUGAAAGUGCCGUGGUCUCUGCGUUCAAUUUUUUCGCGUCUUUCGCUGCUUGUGUUUUGUGUAUUUUUAUUGUUGCCAUUAUUCUUUGCGACUAUACUGCCCGCUACUUAGUAUCCGUUCGCGAAAAAUAAAGAAAAUAUAGGCAAGCAAACAAGUCAACUAAAACAUCCCAUUCAUCUUGUUCUGCCAACUUAUUUCAAAUCGUGAAGCAACCUUGAAAUUUCCACCUUACGCUGGAAAUUGCGAAACAAAAAAAAAACGGAAAAUAUAUUGUUUACCAAAAACUAGUCAAUUAUCACCGAAUUUUGCUAUUUGCAAUGUGACUUUCCAAGUGUGAUCGCAGCUUUUUUGACGUUUAGUUUGGCCUCGAAGACACGCUCUAAAAUCGGUGGACAACGGUAUUCGAUACCGACAUUUUUAAAGUUCAAAAAAGGAUUACGAAUCGUAUUUUGGAUUACUGAUCAAGGAAAACAAAUUGCCAAAAAUGGGCACUAUCGAGAAACGCUCAUUCUCCUUCCGGCUGCGCCGCUCCUUCGGCGACGGUGGGAGCACCAACAGUCGGAACAGCAACAACAACAGCAGCACCUGCACCAACCACAACAACCAAAAGCGGUGCAGCACACCCCUCACGCCGACGAGCACGAGCACCGGCAGAUUGGAGGUGCCGGGAGCGGCCUCAGUGAGCCGGCGGAGCAGCAUCUACAAGAAGCCGGACAAGAACGAUGGCGGCCAGAUUCAUCUCAUUCCGGACGUGGAGCUGCCGCUGAUGACCUUCGCCGACCAGUACAACAUCGAGAAGACGCUGGCCGAGGGCUGCUUCGCCAAGAUUCUGCUGUGCCGGCACAGACCGACCAACACACUGGUGGUCCUAAAGGCGGUGCACGCCGAGCUGACCACGAUCAAGGAGUUCCAGAAGGAGUUCCACUACAACUACGAGCUCUCGCACCACCACCACAUCCUGAGCGCCUACGCAGUGGCCUUCCAAACGAUGGACUACUACGUGUUCGCCAUGGAGCAUGCCCCCUAUGGAGAUCUGGCCUCGAACAUUGGACCCAAUGGCCUGCACGAGAACGCCUGCAAACUGAUCUCGGAGCAGCUGAGCUCCGCCCUCGGCUUCAUGCACUCCAAGAGUCUGGUGCACCGCGAUCUGAAGAUCGAGAACAUACUGGUCUUCACGCCGGACUUCACGCGAGUGAAGCUCUGCGACUUUGGGGCCACCACGAAGAAGGGUCUGCUGGUGCACAAGGUGAAGCACACGUGGACCAGCUGUGUGCCGCCGGAGCAGCUGGAGCUGAUCAAGAACGAGCGGUUCCAGUGCCUGCCAGUCAGCGAUUCCUGGCAGUUCGGCAUCCUGCUGUACAACAUCCUCACCGGAAAUCCACCCUGGACAUCCGCUGACUGGGUAAAGGAUCAGGCAUAUGCCAAUUUCAUGAAAUACGAACAGCGCAAGACGACCAAGGUGCCGGAUAACUUCCGGAGAUUCUCGCCCCGGCUGAUGCGCUGCUUCCGGAAGUAUCUGAGCCACGAUCCCGAGGACCGUUGCAAGAUCACCGAGGUGGCCAAGUACAUGAAGGACCGCUGGGUGGAGUGCCGCAUCUCCACCUCCAAGUCGGCCACCCUCAUCUCGCCCACCAACCACGACCAGGACUCCUGCAUUUACCUCAACCAGCGGGAGGGUCGCCUCUCCGGCGAUGAGAACAAGUUGCGCUUCAAGCGGAUGAUGUCCACCUAUGGACUGGACAUACCCAUCGAUCAGGCGAUGGUGCGACGGCGAGUCUGGGACUGGCUCUCCACCUGCGACGCCAACUUCGAUCCGGAUGUGGAGAGCCUACACGCUCUGGAUCUGAUGCAGUAGAGUAUGGUUCCAAGAAACUAUCUUUCAGAUCCUCAAGAGAUUUGUAUGCUUGGUUACCAUACAGGGAGGCAAACCGAAAUAUAUAAAUGACCUUAUAGACAACUCCGAAUUGUUCAAAAGAUUUAUAAAUUUUUUGAUAAUAUCAAUGUGUAAAUAAGACGAUAUAGCUCAAUCGAAGGAGAGCGGAACUGUUUGAAUUUGUGGAUCUAUAAGAUCGUUUUUGUAGAGCAGAGAAGCCAUUUCUCAAUGGUUCUUUUCUGUUGUUCUGCGAGUGCAAAAUCCCAGAACUGAAUUUAACAUAAUUUUAUAUAGAUGAAAUUUGGUAUAACUAAGUAGUAAGAAUUUGUAGCAUAAUGAAACCCAGUUUGAGAAAAACAACACGUCAACGGAUAAUUUUCCAGUAGUGUUACCUUUCUAGUCUUCCGCCACGAUGAUUUUCUAUAUAAACUCUAUAUAUGUAUUUAGUUUAACGAUUAUAUUUAUGGGUGUACUAUAUAAUGUGUGAUUUACGCGUUACUUACUUUAUGUGUACGGGAUACAAACUAAUGCAAUUACCUAGUUAUAGACUUUAAAGAGAUGUAAGGAGUGCGAUGGUGCAUUCAAGACCAAUUAUUAGAGGACUAAGGUUUGUUUUAUAUUUGUAAUAGACUAUAUAUGUAUUUAUGUAGCUAUCCGCAUUGAUGUGUAGAUGACAUUUACGAGUAUCAAACCAUUUUGUACAUACUAUUUAGUUGCUUAUGACUUUUAAAGCAUACUUAUGUGUAUUUACCAGUUAAUACCCUAUGUAUACCUACAAAAUGCUAUAAAUAUAGAACCGUAAACUGA